AUGUCAUCCACACCCACUUUUAAGGGAACCAUUAGCCACAAGACUGUCGGUAGAGGCAGGCUGCCCGACUUUGACAGUCACAUUCCACGUCCUCGCCCAGAGACUUCCUCUACAACUCAUACCCCCCAGACCGCGUCCAGCGACAUUGGCAGUUCCACCAUGAGUGCCGCCAGCAGCCGUCAGAGGCAAAACCAGUCCAAGCGCGAUGAGGCUAUCCGACGAAAAUUGGAGGCCGACCUCAACAAGAAGAGACAUGCCCCGGCACGAGCAAACCGCUCCCGCAAAGCUCCCCCCGGUACCGUCCUCGCAUUGAAACCUAGUCAAGCCCUCCAGAUCAAGCCGAACACCUCCAUCGCCGAAGCCGCCCAGUUGAUGGCCGCGAAGAGAGAAGACUGCGUGCUUGUGACUGACGAUGAUGACCGGAUUGCUGGUAUCUUCACGGCUAAGGACCUCGCGUUCCGCGUGGUCGGCACUGGCCUGAAGGCGCGGGAAAUCACCGUGUCUGAGAUUAUGACCAAGAACCCUCUGUGCGCGAGAACCGAUACCAGUGCCACCGACGCUCUUGACCUCAUGGUCCGGAAAGGAUUCAGACACUUGCCGGUUAUGGACGAGAACCAGGAUAUCUCGGGUGUUCUCGAUAUCACGAAGUGCUUCUACGAUGCGAUGGAGAAGUUGGAACGUGCAUACAGUUCGUCGCGCAAGCUCUACGAUGCAUUGGAGGGUGUGCAGACGGAACUCGGCUCCAGUCAGCCCCAGCAGAUCAUCCAGUAUGUCGAAGCGCUACGACACAAGAUGUCCGGCCCCACGCUGGAGACCGUCUUGGACGGCAUGCCCCCAACCACUGUCUCCGUCCGCACCACGGUCAAGGAUGCCGCAGCUCUGAUGAGGGAACACCACACCACUGCCCUGCUCGUACAGGAUCAGGGCUCCAUCACGGGUAUCUUCACCAGCAAGGACAUUGUGCUGCGUGUCAUUGCUCCCGGUCUUGACCCGUCUACCUGCAGCGUCGUCCGCGUGAUGACCCCUCACCCCGAUUUCGCCCCCAGCGACAUGAGUAUCCAGGCUGCACUCCGCAAGAUGCACGAUGGACAUUACCUCAACCUGCCCGUCAUGAACGAUGCGGGUGAGAUUGUGGGAAUGGUGGAUGUGCUGAAGCUUACGUACGCUACGUUGGAACAGAUCAACACCAUGCAGUCGCAUGAUGAUGAGGGCCCGGCCUGGAACAAGUUUUGGCUGUCGAUGGAUCACGAGUCCGAUUCCAUGGUCUCGGGGAGCCAGCAGCCCGCGCAGCGGUCAGUACUCAGCCCUGAGUCUCCGAAGGCUAGUUAUGACGCCCGAGACAGCGUUCUCCCCAACGAAUCUGCUUCUCACCAUGGCGGCGACGAGCACUCUGAAUUCCACGUGGACCCGCACCACGGAGAGCACGUCCCCUUCCCGUUCAAGUUCAAGGCUCCUAGCGGCCGUGUGCACCGUGUUAACGUGUUCCCCUCUGCUGGCAUUGCUGAGCUGGUUGCUCAAGUGUCGGCCAAGCUGGGCCCUGAGGCGGAUGCCGUGGGUGGCGUUCCCAGCUGUGACGAGGGCAAACUGAGCAACACGGGCUACGCUCUGAGCUACCUGGACAACGAGGGCGACACCGUGUCGAUCACCACCGACCAAGAUCUGGCAGAUGCCGUCAGCCUUGCCCGUCAAUCGCACCGCGAUAAGGUCGAUCUCUUCGUCCACGACCCUACGCAGCCUCCUAUUCCUGCUACCGUUGAACCCCAGCCGGUGCCAGCCCGGCCCAUCGAGGAGAAGAGUCCCAUUUCCGAAGACCGGUCCGAGGAAGAGUCCCUGGUGGCGAAGCCCCGGGCUCAGUCCUUCCCCGUACACCAGCCCGAAGAGCAGUUUAUCGCCGGAGUGCCCAACGACCUGCUGCUUCCGGGUGCGAUUGUGACCCUGGCGGCCGUCAUUGCGGGAGUGUUCAUUCUGAGCCGGGCCACUUCCCGGUAA
Messenger RNA from Aspergillus neoniger CBS 115656, 1989 nucleotides. Its product is annotated as CBS and PB1 domain protein. NCBI's taxonomy places the organism in Eukaryota, Fungi, Ascomycota, Eurotiomycetes, Eurotiales, Aspergillaceae. The coding region runs from base 1 to 1989 and encodes 662 amino acids. The transcript is spliced from 4 exons. The record is from RefSeq and is a predicted model, not a curated record. Gene Ontology annotation, molecular function: protein binding.